Thamnophis elegans (Western terrestrial garter snake) is the source of this 1199-nucleotide messenger RNA. RefSeq names its product histone H3-like centromeric protein CSE4. Gene Ontology annotation, cellular component: nucleosome. The transcript is spliced from 2 exons. Lineage: Eukaryota; Metazoa; Chordata; Lepidosauria; Squamata; Natricidae. The coding region runs from base 26 to 919 and encodes 297 amino acids. Gene Ontology annotation, molecular function: DNA binding; structural constituent of chromatin; protein heterodimerization activity. The record is from RefSeq and is a predicted model, not a curated record.
CUUACAAAGAGAGAGCAUCGCAGUCAUGUCUGGUCGUGGAAAAGGAGGCAAAGGCUUGGGGAAAGGAGGCGCUAAGAGGCACCGUAAAGUCCUUCGCGAUAACAUCCAGGGCAUCACCAAGCCAGCCAUCCGCCGUCUGGCUCGCCGCGGAGGUGUGAAGCGUAUUUCGGGCUUGAUCUACGAGGAGACUCGCGGUGUCUUGAAAGUCUUCCUGGAGAACGUGAUUCGCGACGCUGUCACCUACACCGAGCACGCCAAGAGGAAGACGGUCACCGCCAUGGACGUGGUCUACGCUUUGAAGCGCCAGGGCCGCACCCUCUACGGCUUCGGUGAUCUCGCCUGGUUUUCUAAUUCUGACCAAUCCCCGACGAAUCCCGAACACUCGAACGCGUCUUUUCCCCACCAGCCAAUCAGAGGAGAGCGAGCCGGCUAUAAAAGAACGACCGCGACAGCUUCCUUUCAUUCCAGUUUCCAGCGAGCAGCGGCGGCGGAGCGCUUAGAAGAAGGGAUGGCUCGCACCAAGCAAACGGCUCGCAAGUCCACCGGCGGGAAGGCGCCCCGCAAGCAGCUGGCCACCAAGGCGGCGCGGAAGAGCGCGCCGGCCACAGGCGGCGUCAAGAAGCCUCACCGCUACCGCCCGGGCACCGUAGCUCUGCGCGAGAUCCGACGCUACCAGAAGUCCACCGAGCUGCUCAUCCGCAAGCUGCCCUUCCAGCGCCUGGUGCGCGAGAUCGCGCAGGAUUUCAAGACCGACCUGCGCUUCCAGAGCUCGGCCGUCAUGGCCCUGCAGGAGGCCAGCGAGGCUUAUCUCGUCGGCCUCUUCGAGGACACCAACCUCUGCGCCAUCCACGCCAAGCGCGUCACCAUCAUGCCCAAGGACAUCCAGCUGGCCCGACGCAUCCGCGGGGAGAGGGCAUAAAGACACGCGUAGCCUUGCGGGUGGUGUCGGGGGAGCAGACUGGAAAAGUGAUCGUGCUUUUAACGGCUCUUUUAAGAGCCCUUCACCGCUUCCAAGGAAGAGCUGGCUUCAUUUCUGAUUUUCAUUUUUUUUAAAACAAAAAAACUCCAUUUAACUCUAAUGUUGCUCAAAUACUCCAUUUUCAGCGAGAUUAUUACGUUUCCUGCAGCCUUCGUUCUAUAGGGAUGACCUGAGUCUCUUGGUGGUUCCAAUUUGCACUAAUGUUUUACGUGCCCCGCUU